Nannospalax galili (Upper Galilee mountains blind mole rat) is the source of this 2857-nucleotide messenger RNA. RefSeq names its product early growth response 4 (gene Egr4). Bases 675 to 2351 code for a protein of 558 amino acids. Gene Ontology annotation, biological process: regulation of transcription by RNA polymerase II. Gene Ontology annotation, molecular function: RNA polymerase II cis-regulatory region sequence-specific DNA binding; DNA-binding transcription factor activity, RNA polymerase II-specific. The record is from RefSeq and is a predicted model, not a curated record. The transcript has 2 exons. Lineage: Eukaryota; Metazoa; Chordata; Mammalia; Rodentia; Spalacidae.
AUUAGCAAAUACUGGAUUAUGGCCAUUUUUAUUAAAAUAAAGCAUAAUUUAAAUGUUAAAAACAGGGCGGGUUCGAACUCUAGACUCUCUAAGGGCCUUCCUCCCUCCAGCCCCUCGGCUUCUGCGUGCCAGCGCAAGCGCGCGUCUGGGGCUCCGCGCAGAGCCCCUACGAGACGUACCCGCGGACCGGCGCGCACGGGACUCCAUGCUCGGAGGACGAGCGCGCACGCAGCGGUGCGAACUCAGCGGCGCGGCGUUGGUGGCAGCGACGUCACAGGCCGAGCUUUCCUUUUCGGGAGUCCCCGGCACACAUCCUGUGUCCAUGUUUGGUCAUUUACGUCACGGCGGCAGGGCUGGGGCCUCCCGAAAUGGCAGUGGCCGGGGGAGUCGGAAGCCCGGAGCCAGCGCCGCCGCAGCUAUAUAAGUGAGGGAACUGUGGGUUGGGGGAGCCCUACUGCGCUUUGGAGAGGCGAGGAUCCGCUGCCCGAGGCCGGUGCGCGCGAGCCAGGGCGCCGCGGUCCCUCAACCCGUGGCCCGGAGCUGAGUGCCGGGAGCCAGAAGCUCGGGCGCCCGGGUCUCAGAGCUGUGGGGCGCCCAGACCUCUGGCCUUCCCACCCGCUGCGCGCGCCCCAGCACAGCAGGAGAGGCCCCAAGCGCCCCGCCUCCGCCGCGCCAUGCUCCACCUGAGCGAGUUCUCUAGCCCCGACGCGCUGCUCGCCAAGUCCGCGGAAGGCUGUGGCGCUGAACCCAGCCCGGAACUGCCUAGGCUGCCCGCCAGGGACGCUCCCUCGGCCGCUGCCUAUCCCGGAGGCCGCCAGCGCCUCUGCGAGUACCAGCGCAUUCCUUGGCCUUGCACGUGUGUUUUGCGUGUGCAUGUUUUUGUGCGCGUCCUGGGACGUCUGUGGGCCCCUGCUGAAUUAGGGCGAGCAAUAGAAGUCCUGCAUGUGGCCGUGCGCCCCGAGGGUUCGGGUUCCGUGGGUCGCGGCUGCAAACUGAGAGGCACGCCCUUUGAGGUGCCCGGAGCUGACGCGUGCUCUCCCUCAGCAGGAGACUUCUUGAGCUGGGCUCUGAGCAGCUGCGGCGCCGGGGGGGACUUAGCGGACUCCUGCUUCCUGGAGGGCCGUGCGCCCACGCCCCCUCCGGGCCUCAGCUACAGCGGUAGCUUCUUCAUCCAGGCGGUUCCGGAGCACCCGCACGACCCGGAGGCACUCUUCAACCUCAUGUCGGGCAUCUUGGGCCUGGCACCCUUCCCUGGCCCCGAGGCUGCUGCGUCUCGGUCCCCGUUAGAUGCCCCUUUCCCUGCGGUCCCUGAUGCCCUGCUGCCGGCUCCGCCAGACCUUUACUCCCCGGAUCUGAGCUCGGCCGCCUUCUCGGAGGCGUUUUGGGAGGCUGCGCCUUCCGCCGGCGCCCCCUCGCAGUGCUUGUUCGAGCCUCAGCUCUCCCCGCCCGACGUUAAGCCGGGCGUGCGGCCCCCUCCAGUCUCCCCAGCGCUGGAAGCUGCCUCGGCCUUCAAAGGGCCCUAUGCGCCCUGGGAGCUGCUGUCCGUCGGGGCCGCAGGAAGCUGUGGGUCACAGGGAGGCUACCAGGGCACCCCCGAGGCUCGUUUCCCCUCGGUUGGGACCAAGAUCGAGGACCUGCUGUCCAUCAGCUGCCCCGCCGAGCUACCCUGUGCUGGCCCGGCCAACAGACUCUACCCGACCGGGGCCUACGACGCUUUCUCGCUGGCCCCAGGCGACUUAGGGGAGGGGACCGAGGUCCUCCCGGGGUUGCUGACCCCUCCCGCUGGGGAGGGAGGGAGUGGCGGCGAAGGCGGGGAGUUCCUAGCCGGCUCCCAGCCCCAGCUUUCCCCGCUGGGCCUUCGCAGCGCGGGCACCGCAGACUUCUCCAAGCCUCUGGUGGCGGAUAUCCCGCGGGGCAGCGGCCUGGCCGCGCAGCCCGUGUCGCCCCCGGCCAAGGCGCGGCGUAAGGGACGCCGGGGCGGCAAGUGCGGUGCGCGCUGCUUCUGCCCCCGGCCGCACUCCAAGGCCUUCUCCUGCCCGGUGGAGAGCUGCGUUCGGAGCUUCGCGCGCUCCGAUGAGCUCAAUCGCCACCUGCGUAUUCACACCGGCCACAAGCCCUUCCAGUGCCGCAUCUGCCUCCGCAACUUCAGCCGCAGCGACCACCUCACCACGCACGUGCGCACCCACACCGGCGAGAAGCCCUUCGCCUGCGACGUCUGUGGCCGCCGCUUCGCGCGCAGCGACGAAAAGAAACGGCACAGCAAGGUGCACCUGAAACAGAAGGCGCGCGCAGAGGAGCGCCUCAAAGGUCUUGGCUUUUACUCAUUGGGCCUCUCCUUCGCCGCGAUGUGAGCUGGAGCUGGCCCUGUAGGUCGGGGCGCCGGCACUCUGCGCAAGCGGCGAGAUCUGGCCGGUCCCCAUCCCCGCUGUUCUUCCCGCCUCUCCCCCGCACGCCCGGGGUGGCUCCAGUCCUUCCAGUUCCCUUGGAGCGCCCGCCGCACACGCCCUGUUCAGCACGGGAUAGCUCCCGCGUCCUGGCGCCUCCUUGCCAGCGUUUUGGGGACAGCCUUCUCAGGCCACAGAGUAGGCAUUCCCUUGGGACAGAAGAAAGCCCUUUGUAACUGGCAUACGCCCCACGCCCCCUCUCUAUCCCCUCCAGAGACAGGCUGGGGCUGCGCCGAGCCGGUCUCGCGCGAAACUUUGUACAGCAAUGUCGUUUCCAGCAAGCCCUUUGGAUGUGACGUUUUGCUUUGGGGUUAUUUCCUUUUUGUUGUUAAUUUUUGUAAAGCAGACGCUCCUCUCAAGCAGUUGACAAAACUGUUUAUUUUUGCAAUUAAAAUUAUUGUGCUAAAAGCUUA